UCGGCCCCGCCCCGCACCCUCUUGUUCAGUUUGUGGAAUCCUCCGCUGCCACCAUGGUGCAGGCCUGGUACAUGGACGAGUCCACGACCGACCCACGGAUGCCCCACCGCGCACAGCCUGACCACCCGGUGAGCCUAGAGCAGCUGCGCACGCUCGGAGUGCUCUAUUGGAAGCUGGAUGCCGACAAGUAUGAGAAUGAUCCAGAACUAGAAAAGAUCCGGAGAGAGAGAAACUACUCCUGGAUGGACAUCAUCACCAUAUGCAAAGAUGCACUCCCCAACUAUGAGGAGAAGAUCAAGAUGUUCUUUGAGGAGCAUCUGCAUCUGGAUGAGGAGAUCCGCUACAUCCUGGAGGGCAGUGGGUACUUCGAUGUCAGGGACAAGGAGGACAAGUGGAUCCGGAUUUCCAUGGAGAAGGGGGACAUGAUCACACUUCCUGCCGGCAUCUAUCACCGCUUCACGCUGGACGAGAAGAAUUACGUGAAGGCCAUGCGGCUGUUUGUUGGAGAGCCUGUGUGGACACCAUACAACCGGCCUGCUGACCAUUUUGAUGCCCGGGCACAGUACGUGAGGUUUUUAGAAGGAACAGCAUAACGGUGCUCCCUGAAGAGAGUAGACUGCACUGUGCUCAUCUCCUGCUGCUUUAACUGACUAGAAAGUUGCUCACCUCUCUGAUUUUUAUAUGUGCACUUGAGACUAGACUAGCUCUCUUUGGCAAGAUUGUCAGAUCGGAGUCUUUUAAAUGAAAAUAUCUAUAAAAGUGAUUUUUGCAUGGAAGCCACAAAAAUGUGAACGAGUGACCUUAAUUUUCCCUAACUGUCAAGACUUAGAGUUGUGGGAGCCUUGGGUUGGUAUGUACAUUCAUACACAGCCAAUCUUCAUCUCCCAGAAAAUCCUUCUGUAGGUGUCUGGUAGGGUUCGAAGCAAUGCCCUCUGGGAGGGGCAGUUAUACCCAGCCUAAUUAACUAGAUGGAAGAUGGUUUUCUCCCUUGCUGAUUUUUAGGUGGGGAGGUGGGGUUGUUUGUUCCUGUUAUUUCAAACUAAAGUAGUUACCUUAAUUGUAUGUUCAUGGCUAAGCUGUAUUACACUCAUGUGUACAUACGGUAUUUUACUUGGUUCAUCAAAGCCUCACAUUUAGAUUCCUUACAUGAUUUUAUAUGUACAUAGUUAAUUUCUACAUCUGGGUAGAUAUUAUUCAGUGUGAUUUUGGGUUCUUUUAUAAUCAAGAAUAUAUAAUUUUUCUACACAAGACGUAGAACUCUAACUCAGCAAAUGCAAGGUCCUAGGCGGGAGCCCCAGCAGCACAAAUAAAGAAUCAUAAUCCUGAAAUAUGUUUAUGUGUAGUGUGU
Messenger RNA from Acomys russatus (golden spiny mouse), 1348 nucleotides. RefSeq names its product acireductone dioxygenase 1 (gene Adi1). Gene Ontology annotation, molecular function: acireductone dioxygenase [iron(II)-requiring] activity. The record is from RefSeq and is a predicted model, not a curated record. The coding region runs from base 54 to 593 and encodes 179 amino acids. The transcript has 4 exons. NCBI's taxonomy places the organism in Eukaryota, Metazoa, Chordata, Mammalia, Rodentia, Muridae.